AUGCAAGUGACAGAUAUUGGGAAUAAGGAAGCUGGGAAAAUCUGGCAUCGAACAGCAAUACCUCGAAAAGGGCCGAUAGUGACAGUGAUUCGCACUGCACAACAAGGCAAGACUGUGCGCUUUCUCCAUGUUGCCUUUGACACCACAGGAGAGUCCUUCAUUGCUGGCGACCAUCAUGGAAACAUCUAUCUGUUUGACAUAUCCAGAAACAGAUUUCGACUGGUGCAGAAAACCGGGCAAGCCUGCACUGCUCUGGCAUUUACACUUCGCCGAACAUCAGAGUUCCUUGUGGCUUUAGCAGAUUACACUAUCAAAUGUUUUGAUAAAGACACAAAGCAGCUAGUUAGUUGGAUGCGUGGCCAUGAGGGAGCAGUUUCAUCCAUGUCUGUUCACAGUUCGGGCAGAUAUGCCAUCACUACCUCCUCAGACACUGCUCAGAUUUGGGACCUGGACACUUUUCAAAGAAAAAGAAAGCUCAAUAUUCAACAGUCUGUUGGCAUACAAAGGGUGUUUUUCCUUCCACAUAGUAACACUAUACUCAGCUGCUUCAGUGAUAACUCCAUCUUUGCUUGGGAAAGUGAUACAAUGUUCUGCAAGUACCAAUUGCCUGUCCCAGAUUGUGGACCUCAGAUCUCAUACAAGGCCUUUGCUGUCACAAGAGAUGGGAAGAACCUUGUAUCUGGCGGCCGCUGCAAUCUGCUGCAUCUUUGGUGUUUGGAAAAUAAAGAGCUCAUCAGAGUGAUUCAAAUGCCUUCACAAGUCAGAACAAUCAGACAGCUUGAGUUCAUACCUGACCCUUUUGACAGUGGAGACAACCAGACUCUGGGUAUUCUUAGCCAGGAUGGCAUAUUGCGCUUCAUCAACAUCCACACAUGCAAACUUCUGUUUCAAAUUGGCUCACCUGACCAUGCCCUAACUGCAGUCCACGUUUGCCCCAAUGGAAAACAUCUUGUUGCCAUCAUGGACAGUGGUGGCAUCAAUAUCUAUAGUUUACAGAGUCUGAAAGAAGAAUUAAAUCAGACUCCUAAUUCCCAGGUUGUUUUGGUCAAAGACAAGUUGUUUGACCAGUCUGUGCCAAAAGUUAAAGUCAAGUUGGGAACAGUGCAAAAACCAGCUGCAUCUUCAGGUGUACGACGAACACAAGGAAAAAUCCUAAGAUCUACAGGUGCAUCAGAUGAUAAGGAGAAUGAAUUGCCUGCUGGUUUAAACAGGAAGAGAUUAGUUGCUCUAUUAAAAGCAUUUGGAGAGUAUCCUGCUAAAUAUAGGAUGUUUGUGUGGCGUUCUUUGCUGUUUCUGCCAGAAAACUCUGCAGCGUACAGCAGUCUGUCUGACAAAGGCCCUCACUUGGCAUACCUCUCUCUGCAUGACAAAUAUCCCAUCAAAAGCCAGAAACUUCAGAAGGGACUGCAAAGAGUUUUGUCUGCCAUGGCUCACUGGGCAGCCAUUUUUGGAGAGGUUGAGUAUCUCCCUCUUGUGGUCUUUCCUUUUGUAAAGCUCUUUCAGAACAAUCCUUUGCUCUGCUUCGAGGUGGUCGCCACGGUUAUAAUAAACUGGUGUCAGCACUGGUUUGAAUACUUCCCCAAUCCUCCUCUUAAUAUUUUGAGCAUGGUAGAAAAUGUUUUGGCCCAUCAUGACAAAGAACUCCUGCAGCACUUGGUGGACUGUGGCGUCACCUCUCAGCUGUAUGUUUGGCCCUUGCUGGAAACCCUGUUCUCUGAGGUCCUCACUCGAGAUGAGUGGCUUCGACUUUUUGACAACGUUUUCACCAAUCAUCCAUCAUUCCUGCUUAUGACCUGUGUUGCUUAUAUCACAUGCAGCCGAGAGCCUCUAUUACAAUGUUCACAAAAACAAGACUUUGAGUAUUUCUUUCAUCAUCGGAACAACUUGGACGCGGGAGUCAUGAUAAAGAAAGCGUAUCGUUUGAUGAGUACCACCCCAGUAGACAUUCAUCCAAAGACUAUGCUUUCUGAAUUCACUCCACUCACAAAGGGACAGUACCCAGUCUUCAAUCAGUACCCAGAAUUCAUAGUUGAAUACCAGAGCCGUGAAAGGGAGAAGAUACGACUGGAAGAGAUGGAGUAUUUGCGUGAGAGGCAGGAGUUGUCCACCAUGCAUGCAGAACUUGUUCGUCGAGAAGCUGAACAAGAGACUUACUACGCGCAACAGGAGCUGCUACAGAAGGCUGAAGCAGAGCGCAGAAAAACACUUUCACAAGAGGAAGAAAAGCUGACACGGCAGAGGGAACGUUUGGCCGCCAUGAAGAGGGAGCUGAAAGUGAAAGAACUGCAACUUCUCGAUGCAUCCAGGAGACGAUUUCUUAAACACCAACAGGAAAAAAAGGCUUCGCAAAUUGAAAAACUGGACCAGGAGAUCUCUAGAAAGAUGGAUCUUCGGGAUAAGGAAACGAACACAGCCAUUCAAGACCUGGAAGUGAGACAGAUGGAGCUGGAGGCGCAGAGGAGACGACUUGAAGAGUGCUUGUUGAAAGAGCAGGAGGAAACUGAUAGAAGAGUUGGCACUGAAGUGGAAAUGAGAUUGAGACAAGCAGAGAAUGACACUCUUCUACAGCGACUCUAUAAACCAAACCAAAACAUUCAGGAUCCAGAGACCUCCCUGGCAGAGGCGUGCCAGCAGCAUUUGGACUUGUGCUGGGAGCGCGAGGUAGUGGAGCGGUUAGAGAAUGUGGAGCAGGACUCAAACAGAGAGAGACUGUCCCAGAUGCUCUGGCAAACGGAGACCGAGGAGCAGAGACUGACUGACACUGUGAGAGCAGCAGCAGGAAAGACGUGGGAAGACGUCAUGAACGCCCAAGUCGAGUUUGCACAUCUGCAUAACCGCAUGUCCCCAGGAAAAAGAGGUGGCGUGAGACAAAGAUCCUCUCCAUCCUCUCACAGACUCCCUCACUCUUCAAAUGGCACGACUGAGGCUGCCGUGCCCAGUACUAGUGCAGCUUUCACGACUGGCCACAGAACGGCAGCUUCAGCGCAGGAACAGGGAACGACCAGGGUUUGUCUGAACAGCAGCUCGCCCUCAGAGAGCACCUCCACCAGCUUCUCGCUGGACCGUGGUCGGGCUCAGCUGGAUGACGGGGAGCGAGUGCUGCUAAAGGAAAUCCGGGAAUUGAGGCAAAAACUUGCAGCUCGAGGCAAAGAAGGAAGUUCUGUGUCUUCUCAGUCCAUCCACACUCUGCCUUCCCCCGUUUCUCAAUGA
Molecule: messenger RNA, 3210 nt
Organism: Knipowitschia caucasica
Lineage: Eukaryota; Metazoa; Chordata; Actinopteri; Gobiiformes; Gobiidae
Source: the annotation of a GenBank genome assembly